AUGGUCCUAUCCAUGCCGCUGCAACAUUGCACAGAAUUACGAGCUGUCGGCGCAGGAUCAGACGCCGAGCUAUCAGACGGCACGAACGUGCUCGAGCAUGUUCUUGCUCGAGCCAGAACUACGAAUGUUCAAGGUGUGGUAAACUGUUUCUACAGUAGCUGAGUGUCCACCCGGCCCAUGAGAAGGCGUUCUGAUGGAAAAUGUCGUGAGCCGUCGGAGCAGAAAUAGACCGCGGGCUAUUAGACGGCACGAACGUGCUCGAGCAUGUUCUUGCCCGAGCCAAAAUUACGCAUGUUUACUCAUGUCACCCCUUGUCAAAGCUGUCACAAAGGUCACCAACAUCAAGAAGAACCUCAAGAACAGUCAUCAGUCGCGCCAGAGGCGUGGGCUGACAGACAUGGAGGCGGCUGGGGUCGAAACAGCACAUAAAUUGGUGGCUAUGGCGCACAAGAAUAAGGCUCAAGAAGAUGCAGAAUUCGCCGAUUGA
Messenger RNA from Aspergillus costaricaensis CBS 115574, 487 nucleotides. RefSeq lists its product as uncharacterized. The coding region runs from base 194 to 487 and encodes 97 amino acids. The record is from RefSeq and is a predicted model, not a curated record. NCBI's taxonomy places the organism in Eukaryota, Fungi, Ascomycota, Eurotiomycetes, Eurotiales, Aspergillaceae. The transcript is spliced from 4 exons.